This is a messenger RNA of Magallana angulata, 4559 nucleotides long. RefSeq lists its product as uncharacterized. Bases 192 to 1880 code for a protein of 562 amino acids. Lineage: Eukaryota; Metazoa; Mollusca; Bivalvia; Ostreida; Ostreidae. The record is from RefSeq and is a predicted model, not a curated record. The transcript is spliced from 3 exons. Gene Ontology annotation, biological process: positive regulation of DNA-templated transcription. Gene Ontology annotation, cellular component: nucleoplasm; chromatin. Gene Ontology annotation, molecular function: ubiquitin-protein transferase activity; protein binding; zinc ion binding.
AAAUAUCGACCAAAAGAUUGAAGUAAAUGAAAUAUCCAAUAGACCUGCACCCAUGAUGAAAUUUGUCCUUUUCUAAUGUGUGACACUGGAUCGUAAGAAAGUGCUAACUAGACUGGAACCAACACAUACACGCAUAAAGACUUCGCAAAAGGAAAACAGACUUCAAAUCGCCAGAUACUUUACACUGCACGAUGGGUUCUGAAAACGAAGGUCAAGAUAUCCUGAGAUGUGAUGUAUGUGAUGGACCUGACCAUCCAUUUCACUGUGACAUUUGUGAGACCGAUCUCUGUAGAGUAUGUGUUGGCGAUCAUUUAUUGGAUUCAUCAAGAAGACAUCAAAUAGUACAAUUCGAGGAUCGAGGUUCUUCUCUAAUUUAUUCCAUAUGCCAAACACAUUCAUCAAGGCAAUGCGAGCUUCACUGUGAAAGUUGCGACGUUGCUAUUUGUGUUCACUGUUUUUCUUCGGGUAAUCAUCAAAAUCACAGAAUAGUGGAUGCAAAGAGUUUUUUUGAAAGUAAAAAAGUCGAUAUACAGAAAGAUUUGCACGAAUUUGAAACAAUUAUUUCCAAAAAAUACCAAGAUAUUGUAGACGAUUUUAUUGGUCAAAAAGAGGAGUUGAAAACAUAUUCCAGUAAUUUGACGAAAGACCUUGUCAAAUUAGAAGAAAUUUGCCAAAGAGAUAUUAAAACACUUUUUGAAAAACUGAGAUCUGACGUUGAUAAAAUUCAUAAGAAACAUAGCUCGGUAUUAAAUAAAGAGGAAGUCAAAACUACAUCAAAAUUGUCCGAAAUCAAGGACGCCAUUGAUAACCUACAAGUACUCCUGAAUUCCAAUGAUGUUGGCCUUGUUUCUGGGUACGAAUCAGAAAUAUCAGAAUUCAGAAAAUUGCCUCCAAAACUCAAGAUUAUGUUUUUACCAUUUACCUUUCCAAAUAUUGAUUUCAAGGAAAUUUACAAAAGUUUUGAUUUAUUGUCAGCGUGUUGUUUAACAACAGAGGAGCAUGACUGCACUGUAGGAAAACAGGAAGUUGGAUCAACCCACCUAGAACAAUUUCUUACUGACCCAAUUGUUGUCCACUCUAUCACAACCGAGUACAAAGGCUUCUUAAACUUAAAAGAACUACGCAAUGUUGUUUGUUGCAAUGAUAGUGAAAUCUUGACGAGUGGAAAUGAUGACAGUAUAAUGAUUUACAACCGUGAAGGAAAACUACUGAAUUCUAUCAAGACCAACUUAGGAAAAACUCCACGGUACUUAGCAGUAACACAAAAUGAUGAUUUAGUAUAUACUGAUUCCAAAACGAGAACUGUAUACAAAGUCAGUGAUGGACAGAUUCAUGCAAUGAUCAAACUAUCGUGGAUACCUCGUGGUAUAUGCAGUGCGUACAAUGAUGCCUUUCUAGUGAUUAUGGAUGGUGAUGAAUGUAAAGAAACAAAAGUAGUACGUUAUGCUGGAUUUAAAGUAAUUCAAGAAAUUCAAUUCAGGAAGAAUGGCCGACCCCUUUAUUCAUUUGGUGACAAAAUCAAAUACAUAAGUGAAAACAGAAAUUUAGAUGUGUGUGUGGCCAAUCAUGGUGCACAAGCGGUAGUGGUGGUCAAUCAGGCCGGUAAGUUCCGCUUUGAAUACAAGGGGCCCUCCUCUACUCCAACAACGGAACCGUUUGAUCCAUACGGCAUUUCUACGGACAGUGAAGGUCAAAUACUGAUAAGCGACCGUAAAAACAAUCGUAUUCACAUCGUAGACGAGGAUGGACAAUUCCUCCGAUACAUUGACAACUGUGAUUUGCACAGUCCAUGGGGUUUGUGUGUUGAUACUGAGGACAAACUCUAUGUCGCCGAGUGUGGCCGUGGUAAAGUGAAGUGUAUCCAAUAUUACACUGAAUGAAUUAGUUAUCACAUUGUAUAUAUUACAUAUAACUUAGACUGUAUUUAUAUGUCAAAUUUGCACAUGUGUAUUUCGUUCUAUCAUCUAACGGUAUAUUUUGGAUUUUAAUCAAUUCAUUUAUAUUAAAGAUAUAUUAAAAGCGGGGGGUGAAUAAAUGAAUCUGCACAGUUACAAAAGUAUUAUGUAUUUUUUAAAAAAUUGCGGAUGUAAACACUGAUACCUUAAUGUUAACAAUAGCUAAUUUUUGAAACUAUUUGUUAAGAAAUACCUUAAAGUAAAAACAGGUAAUUGAUGACAUAGAGUAAUCAUACAUUUAUAUAAUUUCGAUAAAACGUAAUACAGAUUUCCGAAACCAUUAUCCAGGGUUUGUUAGGAUUUCUUGUCGAUCGCUAUUUUAGAAAUAAUUUUGCUUCCAAGCCACGCAUUCAAUAAUAUUUUUUUUACAGUAACUGUCGACUAUACAGCUUUUUUUUUCUUUCUUUUUUUUUUUUUUUUUUUUUUAAAUUUUUCUUUUGUUUGCAGUCUCAUCUAUAUAUAUUAUAGAACGAGGACUUUAUCAUACUGAAAACCAUAUAGCAAAUGGUUUCAUUUAAUGCCAUGUAUUACAGCACCACAACAGAUUCAUUCCAAGGAGAUGGGAGGGUCUAAUUAAAGUCAAAGUACUGAAGAACUGACGGGAGUUGAUUUUGUUGAUGUUUAUUAAUUUUUAAACCAAUGAUAUGUUAUUUUGCAUGGCAAGUACAUGUAGUUUCUAAUCUAAUUACACACGUUUUUAUAAUAUGAAUUUUUGGACUUUUUCGACAAGAAUGUCGAGAAACCCCCAUGUGAAUCAUGUUAAAUAAUAUUUAAAAAUAAAAUUAAUUCAAUCAAACUAUGUAUCAGUAAUAGAAAUAUUUUUCGAAAAUUAUAUGGAUCCAAGCAAUAUUGAACUCUAGUCUCUUUCAACCAAACGCUCGGCUGACACCGUAAAUCUCCGACAAGGAUUUAAGGAGACAGCCGAGCGUCGAGUUAAACAAGACUAUAUUGAACUCUGGCGUAGGAAUACAUACGACUACAAAAAAUAUUUAAAUUGUUCCUACCAUUUAAAAUCUGACUAUUUUCAAGGUAUUUAUAAAUAAGUUUCCUUGAAAAACAAUGCUUUAGCAUACAAUACAUCAAAUUUAUCAAUUAUUUUCAAGAACUAAGUCUUGUCAUGCAGCAAUGAUUUGUGCUGAGGUUCAAACACUGUUUCACUUUCGGUUUGUCUGAGUUACUGCAUAGGAGAAUUGAUUAAAAUCAACUCCCAAAAAUGAACUUAUAACUUUGAAUUCGUAAUUUGCAAUUGUUACCUGUUCUCAUUCAAAUGUUCCGAAAAAUCUACAUUUAUAUGAAACGUUAAUUUUAAUUUACGAGGAUGUGUACCCGUGCGCAUGAUUUUUAUUCUAUAAAGGCAAAAAUAAACAACCAGCUCAAAAUAUUUGACUUAUAGACAAAAACAUAGCUACAAAUCUAAACCUCUCGGUCUGAAAAUAUUUGGAUGGGCGGCCUGGGAGAUACAGUUUUUUACUUGUUAAAAGUUACAAUUGAUAGUUUGCUAAAACUCACAUAAGCUUAACUUUGGACUUAUUAUUAUACUUUUUUUGUAAAGAGUUUUGAACAAAUAUCCUUGGAUAUAUUACUGUAGAUAACGGCACUUUACCUAUCUAUGGUAAUAUUUUAAACAUCUUUACCAGUCCAUUAAAGUAAGUGAGUGAUCUGCAUAUAAAUUUAACACACUUCAUUUUCAAAGGUCGAUUAGUGUGUUUUAGAGAAUGUCUGAUGCAGGUGAAGAAACGACAGCAUAAAUAAUUGUCGGAAGGUACUAAUGGUGCUAAUUUUUCCACAUAAUUUGGGCAGAAAAAAACCCUCAUCGGAAACCAAACGCAAUGUAGUGCGUGGCACAUUUGUAACUUAUUAACACUCUGAGGAUCUUUAGCUCAUUAAUCAUUUAUCCAAAUUUAUCCAAAAGACUGUGUUGAUAAAUCAAUCUAUAACAUUCUAGUUAAUAAUAAUAAAUGGCUGUAAUAUUAAAACAAGUCUUGAUAUUAUGUGCGUACUUAAGGUAUUAAUUUGUUUGUCAUUACAGUUCAAUUUUGUUCUAAAUUAACGUUCUAUAAAAUACAUUAUAUUGAUUAAAUACUUUUAAUAUAGUUUUAAUAAUAGUGAUUGCUUUUGAUAUGGUUUUUUUCCUACCUAGCUAUGCUUAGAUAUUUUUUUAUUAACUACUUUGCUGCAGUUUUAAGGGGAGUAGACUCUUUCAGGUUAUGUUUUAUCGUAUAACAUUAUUAUAAAUUGAAUUCUAUCCUGUAUUCCUGUUUAUCGUAUUAAAUAACGAAUUCAUUGAAAAAAGAAAUUUGGGGAAAAAAGAAAAAAACCUAUAUUGAUAUAAUGCGUAAAUCUUUAAUAAACGUUCUUCCUUUGUUAAUAAAGUUCGUUCUUGUGAUGAAAUAAGGAAACAUCAUUUGUGUUUCGUCUGAAAAAUAUAUGUUAUUGCUUUUCGAUUGAAUAUUUAGUAUUAAUUUGAUGGGUUAUUUUUUUUCCCGUUUAAUAAUACAUUAUUGAUGCUCUUCAUAAUUCGAUUGAUGAUAGUUCUUAGUUGAAAUAUAGUUAUUUCAUGUCAAUGAAUAUUGAAUGUGUGCCUUUGAAACACGUGGAUUUUUU